UUGUAUUGUUGUUUUUGUUGUCACGCAGGGAGGUUGUGUGGGUGCUGUCAAAUAAAUAAAACGAAACAAAGAUAAGAAAUUUUGUACUUUUAUAUAUAAAUUAAAACAAUCAGAGACAAUGACCGAUUUGCGGAACAAUGAGAUGGACAGCGACUUGGACCAGCAGAACUAUUCGCUAAAUAGCAAUGCGGAUCCCAAGAAUAUGCAGGAAUUGACCAUCUAUGUACAAAAUCUUUUGCAGAAUGUCCAGGAUAAGUUCCAGACCAUGUCGGACCAGAUAAUCACCCGAAUCGAUGACAUGGGCACCCGUAUCGAUGAUCUGGAGAAGAGCAUUGCCGAUUUGAUGAAUCAAGCCGGCAUCGAAGGCCAGGGGCAGCUGCCAGAGAAAUGAGAGGAGGAUGACCAAAGCAGGGCGUGUCUGCGCCCCAACUAUAAACUAUCUCUAUAUAGUAUAUAUCACACACACACACAUCGAAGCACCCAACUAAUUGGCACCCAUUUACAAUUCCGGAUUUGCACAACAUUCAUUUUUGGCAAUUGCUCUCAAACUGUAGACCAGUCACCAUAUUUUGCUCAUUUGAUUUAACUUAAGUGAUUAAUUUUUAAGUACAAUAAUUGAGUUUCCAGUUUGUCGUUUAUACAUUAGCGAGGCAAACGAAUUUUCAAUUAUUUGCCUUAGGGUUUUUAUUAUAAAUUAUAAUUAAAGAAUUAAUUUUGUGAAUUGUAAAAAACAUAAGAGUUCUUGUCAAACUGUAAUGCAAAUGUCAAACUGUAGAACUUCGAUCAAACAAUCUUUAACCAUGGACACGAGUGGGUGGGUGGGUGUUGGAGGUUUCACUUGACUUGUUUCCAUUAUAACUUUGUUUAUUUAGGCCAAAUAAUGUUUGAGUGUUUAUGUAUUUAAUGAAUUGCUUAUGCUAAUUUUAAAUUCGAUUUACGUUUAUCAUCGUCAAUAGUUGCUUGUUUCCUAUUUUGAUUGGAUUUGUUUGAAGAGGUGGAGAGAAGGAAUUUAUAUCUAGGUAAAUGCAUUAUAUAUAUGUAUAUUUAUACAUUUACCUAGGUAGUAUAAAAUUACUAUAUAGAGAGAAAUCUUGAGUAUCAUUUGUACAAAUAUUAAUUGAGCAGGAGGAGAACUUUACUUAAAGCUUCAUACAUGGCCAUCAAAAUUAGCAAAGUAAAAUUAAAUACUGCAUAAUCCUCUUUUUUGAAA
Messenger RNA from Drosophila willistoni, 1210 nucleotides. RefSeq names its product heat shock factor-binding protein 1. Gene Ontology annotation, cellular component: nucleus; cytosol. The transcript has 2 exons. The record is from RefSeq and is a predicted model, not a curated record. Bases 119 to 391 code for a protein of 90 amino acids. Gene Ontology annotation, biological process: cellular heat acclimation. Gene Ontology annotation, molecular function: transcription corepressor activity. NCBI's taxonomy places the organism in Eukaryota, Metazoa, Arthropoda, Insecta, Diptera, Drosophilidae.